Molecule: messenger RNA, 942 nt
Organism: Plasmodium gonderi
Lineage: Eukaryota; Apicomplexa; Aconoidasida; Haemosporida; Plasmodiidae
Exons: 1
Coding region: 1-942 (313 amino acids)
Biological process (GO): regulation of DNA-templated transcription
Molecular function (GO): DNA binding
Source: RefSeq, a predicted model, not a curated record
AUGAAGAGAGUCUGCUUGCAGAACAACGUGUGCAUGAAUUUUCACACAAAACGCUAUAGCAGCUUGGUAUCAGACCUAGUUGGCAUAGGGAAAAAUGAAUUUUACGAGGUUCCAUAUAAACAGAAUAUAAACAGUACAAACUUUACAAAACUAAUAUGCAAGAAUUCAUACAAUACAUACAGAAAUAAGGUCUUUAGCCCAGGGAUAUAUAAUAACGUACCACAAAACUAUAUGAAUAUGCAAAUGAAUAAUAAUGAGAAUAACUUAAAUAAUAUGCCGAACAAUAUGAAUUACAAAUAUGACAACAUACCUAAUAGUUAUUAUCAAUCAAAAUAUAACACGUGUGUAAAUAACGAAAACUCAGAUAAUAAUCCUGCCAUGACAAGUGCCAACACUACAUAUCAGUAUUUCAGCAUUUUUGGAAGUACAGCUAUGUGUUUAAUUAAACCAAUAUAUCCUGACUGCAUUGUGAACAAAAAUAAAGUCACUAUUUAUGGAAAGGGAGGUUUUCAAUUUAUUUUUAUGAAAAAACAAAAUAAUUCAAAUAAAUAUGACAAAAACAAUAAAAUGAGUAUAUUUUUGAAAAUUAACAGUUUAUCAAAUAUAUUAUCUUUGAAAGAUAUUGAAAAAUUAAAAACACCCAUAUGUGUUAAGGGAAACAAUAAUAACUGUUUAUUCAUUGAUAAGCAUAAGGAAAAAAAAGACCAUAUUGUCAUAAAAUAUAAAUAUCAACCAUCUAAUAAUACAGACAAUAAUUUUGGGGAAGUUAAUAAUUUAGAUAUGGAAGUUAAUGAAAGUACUCAUAUAAAUAAUUUAAAUGAUGAUAAAAAGAACAAUUUUGAGGAAUUACAUGUUAGUUCACCUUUUUCGGAAUUUCUACUUUUUCAGAAUGCAGCAAAUUUGUUGCUCCCGCAGCUAAUUGGUUGGGCAAAGCAACACUGA